AUGCUAAAGAAGCGAUAUCCAAUCAUAGAACAUCUGAGAGAGAAGCGUGUGGCAAGCGUAGCUAAGGUCACCGUUAUAUCAUUGUACAGCCGAGAGGAUUAUAUUUCCGCUUCCGUUCACUUCAAAUUUGGAAAGGAGAUUGCACUUAACAUUGUUUAUUUUAGAAAAUCGUGCGUUUUUGCCUCUCUUUCUUUCUUUCUUUCUUUCUUUCUUUCUUUUAGAAUAUUUUUUACUUCCUGUAUUCUUUCCUUCCUUCCUACCUUCCUUCUUAACUUGUAUCCUUCCUACCUCACUUCCUUCCUACCUUCUUUCCUUCUUACCUCCCUUCCUUCCUACCUUCUUUCUUUCCUAUUUUCUUUCCUUCUUACCUCACUUCCUUCCUACCUUCUUUCCUUCUUACCUUCUUUCCUCCCUACCUCCCUUCCUCCCUUCCCUUCCUUCCUACCCUCUUUCCUUCUUACCUUCUUUCCUCCCUCCCUCCCUUCCGUCCUACCUUCUUUCCUUCUUACCUUCUUUCCUCCCUACCUCCCUACCCCCUUUCUCCCUACCUCUCUUCCUUCCUGCCUUCUUUCCUUCUUUCCUUCCUACCCCCUACCCCACAUCCUUCCUAACUUCAUUCCUUCCUACCUUCUUUGCUUCCUACCUCCCUUCCUCCCUACUUUCUUUCCUUCUUACCUCACUUCUUCCCUACCUUCUUUCCUUCCUUCCUACCCACCUUCUAUCCUCCCUUCUUUCCGACGUCCAUUCAUUCCUACCUCCCUUCCACCUACCUUCUUUCCUUCUUACCUCAUUUCCUUCCUACCUCCCUUCCUUUCUAUCUCCCUUCCUUCCUCCCUUCCUCCCUACUUUCUUUCCUUCUUACCUCACUUCUUCCCUACCUUCUUUCCUUCCUUCCUACCCACCUUCCAUCAUCCCUUCUUUCCUACGUCCCUUCAUUCCUACCUCCCUUCCACCUACCUUCUUUCCUUCUUACCUCAUUUCCUUCCUACCUCCCUUCCUUUCUAUCUCCCUUCCUUCCUACCUACCUCCCUACCUUCUUUCCUUCUUACCUCACUUCCUUCCUACCUCCCUUCCUUUCUACCUCCCUUCCAUCCUACCUACCUCCCUUCCUACCUUUUUUCCUUCUUACCCCACUUCCUUCUUACCUUCUUUCCUUCCCACAUCCCUUCCUUCCUACCUCCCUUCCUUCUAACCUGCCUUCCCAUCUGCCUUCCCCCACUAAUUCAAUUACUCCUCUUUACCUUGUUUGUUCAUCGUUUUAUUUGUUUUUCCUUAACUUCGCCGUUGUUAUUUUUUAAUUCUCUUUCUUUCUUUCUUUCUUUCUUUCUUUCUUUCUUUCAAAUAUAA
Molecule: messenger RNA, 1347 nt
Organism: Acanthosepion pharaonis
Lineage: Eukaryota; Metazoa; Mollusca; Cephalopoda; Sepiida; Sepiidae
Source: the annotation of a GenBank genome assembly